CAACGCAACACCUCACACACACGAUCCUCACCAUGCACAUGGUCCUCUAGAAACAGUGCAUGUAUUGGCUCAAGCCGGCGAGCUUUGAUGUCAAACGAUGCUGCAACCUCAUCUCUGCCAACAACAACUCUACUGGAGGGCGGAAAUGGCCAGCUAGCAGAAGCCUUAGCCUCCCUCUCGAUCGAUGGCCGGGAGCCUGGCUUCACUCAGGAGCAGGCAGAGGCGCUCCUCGCCUACUGCGAACGCGAAGCUCAGCCAGGACACAACCCACAUAGACUUGUCUUCCGUGGACUGGCCACAUAUCUGAAUGUUGCCGGGAAAAGCUCCCAGCCCCUUGACGCGGGUGCUGAUUUUGCGAAGAGAGUGCUCAAAGUGGUCAUCACCGCUCUGAAACACGCCCUAUGUACCGACCGCUCAAGAGGGUCAUCCGAGGACAUCAUGGAGCAGGCUUCCUUGCUGAGCGCUGGCCUCAAGGCAAUACAUGCUGCGUUUCUCUCCAAAGAAGCAGAUGGCGCAUAUUGCAUUACGUUGGACCAGCCUGAUCUGUCUACUGCUGUGGAGCUAUUACUUUCCUGCGCACAUUACCUUCCUCGUCUGCCGACGUCUCAAAGUUCUACCAUAAGGACGUUCGAGCCCAACAGCUUCCCAAGGAGAGGUUCUGCUGUCAGUCUACGCGCAGAAAGCCUCUACGGGACAGACGACGGUACGGAUUGGGGCUCUGAUGUCACAACUUCUCAAGCGCCUUCAACGGAGGCUCAACAGCGGAAGAAGAUCUCUAGCACAACUCGAACAGUCAGGCAAAACGCAGUCUCCUGCUUGGCCGCUCUGAACGAGAUCGUGCCCGCUCAGCUGUUCUCACACUGGCCGAAAGUACUCUCCCGUACCUCUCCUUCCGUGAUGCGACUGUCCGGGCCUCUGAAUGCAGCUCCACAUUCAGAGCCCAUCCUUUCGGUGAUAUGGACCGACCCAGUACUUAGCGUUCGACUAGGUGUCUGUCAUUUGCUCGAGAGCAUGUUCAAGCAGGCGAGAGCACGGGGCUUCCUGCAGAGCGGAGUGGUCGAACAGCUGUACGGAGGGAUUGGCUCACGAUUCACGUCCCUGUCCGCUCGUAUGGGCUCCCUCGUAUCAGAGGUCAGGUCCUUCAUGGUGGACUUCCUAGAGGUAGCUGCUGGUGGUGCGUCUUCCGCUCGGUCAGCUCUGCGGGGCGAACGCUCAACUCCACCUGCUGCCCUCGUAGAAGCCAUGUUGCGAGCCACUAGUACGUUCAUUAUAGCGACGCGUCUCGCAAAGCUCAAGAAAUCACAUGCAGACGUGCUGCGAGACCCUAUUCUGCGUCUGACAUCUCAUGCAGAGCCAGGCAUCGCUAUCGCAGCUUUCAAUACUUUGUCUACUCUGACAAAAGCCUCAGGAGCUGCGACGAGUAGCAGACAGGCGUCUCGCGCGUCGCAUUCGAUUGUUUCACCGCCGAGCAGUGCGAGCUCAUACACUCACGAUCAGGAAGGAAACUCGGCGGCUGUUUCAAGCUUGAUGCGGCGGCUCGGGGAGGAUAGCUCGAAUCCAGGCGUGCUCGCAGAAGCCUGGCAUGCUCUGCUCGGUUUUGCUCAGCAGAAGCCCUUGAACAUCGCGACGCAUCAAGACUGGCUACAUCAGCGCAUCUCGAAGCACCUCACAUCCAACGAUCAGUCCCUGAGACACGCUUGUGUGACAUUCCUCGUCUACAUGGCUCGCACGACAGCUAGUACUGAAGACGCGACAUCGCCGACCGUGCUUGAUUUGCUGACUCCGGCAGCUGAUGACGUCUCACCUUUGGUUCGCGCAGAGGUGCUGCAGGCUCUUCCAAAUCUGCUCGCAUCAGAACCAAAUAAUGAUCAAAUCCGAAAUCUCCUCAAUAGGCUGAUCGAAGACGGCGAGGGCACAGUCAGGGCCGCAGCUAUAAGGGCCGUCGGCUUAUUGCUCGUGCCAGGAGGAGACAUCGAAGACGGCCAGGCCGCAAAGCCUUUGCCUCCCGCCAUUGCUAUACCAUACGCCGCCGAGGCUCUUGGGCUGGAUAUCGACAAUCAGACCCACUCAAGUAUGGCGCCGACGUCUCCUCUGACGGACACUAUGCUCCUCGUGCGGCUCCGAGCAAGCUGGACCCUUGGCAACCUCUGUCAAUCAAUCAAAAGUCUCGCCUCUCCCUCUGCAUCGCCUAGCACUCCUCAUCUGCUCCUAAUUCUCCUGACGGCCUCGACCAAGCUUCUCUACGACGACGAGCGCAUCGCGAUCAAUGCGCUCCGCUCCACCGGUCUAGUCUUGUCCAUCGUAGAUGCUCAGUGGCUACACGACAAAAAAUCUAUCGCCCUUUCUCCGCGGAGUGUGCACAUGGAGCGAGCGCUAAGAGGUCUUCUGCAGGCAGUGAGAGCAGCCAAGAACCCAAAGACGAAGUGGAAUGGACUUAACGCACUGCAGGCCGCCCUCUCCAAUGAGAUCUUCCGCCAAUGGCUCAACUCAACUUCGACCGCAAUCUCGACCGCAACCUUGACCUCGACCUCGACCUCGACUUCAUUUCCGGUCUUGGCCGCUGGGGACAGGCACGGCGAGCUCCAUGGCCAGGUCAUACAUCUCCUCUCUGAGCACCUGGCGCACAAGACGUUCAAAGUCAAGCUCGCCGCAAUUGGCUCUCUCCUUCUGAUGCUCCCUCUCCCUCUUCCGACCCUGACACCUCCAGGCCUCGACCUCGGCCUUGAGACGUCCGCCGCCACCGAGACCGAGACCGAGACCGAGGCCGAGGGGAACAGGGAGCAGAGUCUCACUUCAGCAGUGCAAGAGGCGCUUCAGCGACUGGAUGCAGAGGUGGCAGAAGGCAACUUUGCCGAAGUUGGCGUCCAUGGCGUAUCUGUUCGACGUGGCUUGGAGGAGCUCAUGGAGCGCCUUGCUUGCCCUGUCUGAGGCUGGAGAUCAGACGAGGAUGAGCGGAAGUGGGAGUGAAAGAAAAAAGGUAGUUGGGUAGUGAGAUUUGAGAUUUGUAUAUAAGCAAGUGGUAAGAAUGAGACAAGCAGGAACUACUAG
This is a messenger RNA of Microstroma glucosiphilum, 3048 nucleotides long. RefSeq lists its product as hypothetical. The record is from RefSeq and is a predicted model, not a curated record. NCBI's taxonomy places the organism in Eukaryota, Fungi, Basidiomycota, Exobasidiomycetes, Microstromatales, Microstromataceae. The coding region runs from base 88 to 2928 and encodes 946 amino acids. The transcript has a single exon.